AAUAAUUAUAAAAUUUCUGUUUCGCCAUCUCCCUCGGAAAAAAAAAGUUUUCUCUCCAUCUUCUUCCUCUUCUUCAACCUUUUUAUUUCUUUUCUUUUCUUUUUCUCUCCACGUUUCCUUUCAUUCACCUUUUUAAUUAUUUUCCCUCCUUUAUAUAUAUUUCCUUUCCUUCGUAUUUACCUCGCAACAUUCUUCAAUAAUUCUAAUGGCGCCGGGAAUUCAACUAACCUCCGCCGGCGCCGUCGCCGGCGAUGACUCCGUUGACCUCGAGGACGUUCGCCUGCUCGAUUCCUACGAGAAAUACGACGACGGCAACACCACGAACACGAAGCGUAUUCAGGUCAGCAUCUCCGGCAUGACUUGCGCCGCCUGCUCCAACUCCGUCGAAGCCGCUCUCAACUCCGUCGCCGGCGUCUCACACGCCUCCGUCGCGCUUCUCCAGAACAGAGCCGACGUUGUCUUCAACCCAACCCUCGUCAAGGAAGAAGACAUUAAGAAUGCGAUUGAAGAUGCAGGUUUCGAUGCUGAGAUCUUACCGGAACCGGCUUCGGUUGGAUCGGACAAACGCGGUGGCGCCGCCGUGGUGGUGGGACAGUUCACGAUUGGUGGGAUGACUUGUGCGGCGUGUGUGAACUCUGUUGAAGGCAUCCUGAAUGGCCUCACCGGAGUGAACAAAGCAGUGGUGGCUUUAGCCACUUCCUUAGGCGAAGUUGAGUAUGAUCCCAACGUGAUUAGCAAGGAAGAGAUUGUUGGUGCUAUUGAAGAUGCUGGUUUUGAGGGUUCGUUUGUUCAGAGCAGUGGUCAGGACCAGGUGGUUUUAGGGGUUGUUGGUUUGAGCUCUUUGGUUGAUGCUCGGAUUUUGGAAGGUGUGUUGGGUGGGAUGAAAGGGGUGAGGCAGUUUCGGUUUGAUCCUUUGUUGAAUGAAUUGGAUGUGGUGUUUGAUCCUGAAGUUACUAGUUCUAGAGCAUUGGUUGAUGAGAUCCACGCCGGGAGUAACGGCAUGUUCAUGUUGCAUGUUAGGAAUCCUUAUGCUAGAAUGGCUUCUAAAGAUGUUUCAGAGACCUCAAAUAUGUUCAGACUUUUUCUUUCCAGCUUGUCUCUUAGUAUUCCUCUCUUCUUCAUGGGGGUAGUUUGUCCCCAUAUACCAUUGUUUUACUCCUUAUUACUUUGGAGAUGUGGGCCUUUCCUCAUGGAUGAUUGGCUGAAGUGGGCAUUGGUGAGUCUCAUCCAAUUUGUGAUUGGAAAGCGAUUCUACAUAGCAGCUUUCAGAGCUCUUAGAAAUGGUUCAACUAACAUGGAUGUCCUGGUUGCUCUGGGAACUACAGCCUCUUAUGUUUAUUCGGUUUGUGCUCUUCUGUAUGGUGCUGCUACUGGAUUCUGGUCUCCAACGUACUUUGAAACCAGUGCUAUGCUGAUAACAUUUGUAUUGCUGGGCAAAUAUUUGGAAUGUCUUGCCAAAGGAAAGACAUCUGAUGCCAUUAAGAAAUUAGUAGAACUUACUCCUGCAACAGCUUUAUUGGUUGUCAAAGAUAAAGGUGGUAAACCUGUUGAAGAAAGGGAAAUAGAUUCUUUGCUCAUUCAGCCCGGGGACACAUUAAAAGUUCUUCCUGGGACAAAGGUUCCUGCUGACGGUACGGUUACUUGGGGCUCAAGUUAUGUAAAUGAGAGUAUGGUGACUGGUGAAUCUAUACCUGUUUUGAAGGAGGUCGAUGCAUCUGUUAUUGGAGGUACAAUCAAUUUGCAUGGUGUCCUUCACAUUCAAGCUACCAAAGUAGGAUCUGAUACAGUUUUGAAUCAGAUAAUUAGUUUGGUGGAGACCGCCCAGAUGUCUAAAGCUCCCAUACAAAAGUUUGCUGAUUAUGUUGCAAGUAUAUUUGUUCCCACAGUUGUGUCUUUGUCAGUGUUGACAUUUUUGUGUUGGUACCUUGCCGGGGUUCUUGGAGGUUACCCAGAAGACUGGCUUCCAGAAAAUGGAAAUCACUUUGUUUUUGCCCUUAUGUUUUCAAUAUCUGUUGUGGUGAUUGCAUGUCCCUGUGCACUUGGUUUGGCAACACCAACUGCUGUCAUGGUGGCAACAGGAGUUGGAGCCAACAAUGGUGUAUUAAUCAAAGGAGGAGAUUCCUUGGAAAGGGCUCAGAUGGUGAAGUAUGUCGUAUUUGAUAAAACAGGCACUUUAACCCAGGGGAAAGCCACUGUUACUGUUGCCAAGGUGUUCUCAGGAAUGGACCGUGGAGAAUUUCUUACAUUGGUGGCUUCUGCUGAGGCUAGCAGUGAACACCCACUGGGAAAAGCAAUAUUGCAAUAUGCACGCCAUUUUCAUUUCUUUGAUGGGUCCGCACCAACCAAUGGUACCCAGAAUGAUGCCAAGGAGUUGAAGUCAGGGUGGCUUUAUGAUGCCUCAGAUUUCUCUGCUAUUCCAGGAAGGGGUGUGCAGUGCUUUAUAGGCGGGAAGCGUAUUUUGGUUGGUAAUAGGAAGCUGCUGGAGGAAAAUGGCAUCAAUAUUUCUACUGAAGUGGAGAACUUCAUCGUAGAGCUUGAAGAAGGUGCAAAGACAGGGAUACUAGUAGCAUACGAUGAUGUAUUUACUGGAGUCCUAGGGGUUGCAGACCCACUAAAGCGAGAAGCUUCUGUCGUCAUAGAGGGCCUCCAGAAAAUGGGAGUCAUACCUGUUAUGGUUACAGGAGAUAACUGGAGAACAGCUCGAGCCGUUGCCAAGGAGGUUGGUAUUCAAGAUGUUAGGGCAGAGGUUAUGCCUGCAGGAAAAGCUGAUGUUAUUCGUUCAUUCCAAAAAGAUGGAAGUAUUGUUGCAAUGGUGGGUGAUGGCAUCAAUGAUUCUCCUGCAUUAGCUGCUGCAGAUGUUGGUAUGGCAAUUGGGGCUGGGACAGAUAUUGCAAUAGAAGCUGCUAACUAUGUGUUGAUGAGAGAUAAUUUGGAAGAUGUCAUCACAGCCAUUGAUCUUUCAAGGAAGACCUUUUCUCGUAUUCGGUUGAAUUAUGUAUUCGCGAUGGCUUACAAUGUUAUUGCCUUACCAGUUGCUGCUGGGGCUUUAUUUCCUUUACUGGGGAUCAAGCUGCCACCAUGGGUAGCCGGUGCAUGCAUGGCGCUUUCGUCGGUGAGUGUUGUAUGCUCUUCUUUGCUUCUCAGAAGAUAUAGAAAACCCAGACUAACUACAAUACUUGAAAUUAUUGUAAAUUAACGAGAAAUGAAACUUAUGAGGGUAUCAAUGAGUUUGAUCCCAGUAAUUCCAAUUCCAUUUUUUUUUUUUUUUAUGUUUUUUACUUGCGCAUUGUGUUGUAAUUGUAAUUGUAGGCUGUAGCUGCCAAUUCGUUGUAAAUGCUUGUAAUUUGCAUAGCUCUCUCACCCUGUCA
Lotus japonicus is the source of this 3368-nucleotide messenger RNA. Its product is annotated as copper-transporting ATPase RAN1-like. NCBI's taxonomy places the organism in Eukaryota, Viridiplantae, Streptophyta, Magnoliopsida, Fabales, Fabaceae. Bases 206 to 3196 code for a protein of 996 amino acids. Gene Ontology annotation, biological process: monoatomic cation transport. Gene Ontology annotation, molecular function: ATPase-coupled monoatomic cation transmembrane transporter activity; ATP hydrolysis activity; ATP binding. The transcript has 9 exons. Gene Ontology annotation, cellular component: membrane. The record is from RefSeq and is a predicted model, not a curated record.